Messenger RNA from Tachysurus vachellii, 1136 nucleotides. RefSeq lists its product as uncharacterized. Lineage: Eukaryota; Metazoa; Chordata; Actinopteri; Siluriformes; Bagridae. The transcript is spliced from 7 exons. The coding region runs from base 51 to 812 and encodes 253 amino acids. The record is from RefSeq and is a predicted model, not a curated record.
CUUGCUUGGUGUAUAUGAGUUUGUCGGUCUCUUUGGCUGAUUGUUGAACGAUGGAGCUGCAGCAGGAGCAUUGUGUGUCAUUAAAUAUGUAUGACAUUCAAGAACAAAGAAAGACUGAGGACAUCUAUCAGACUCUGCAGACCCCACCAACUCUGCAGACCCCACCAACAGUAAUCACAAGAAAAGCUUCAGGGAAAAAGAUAACUGUUCCACUCCUCAUCAUAAACAUCCUCUUACUGACCACCAUCCUUUUGGUUGUGGGGAUAUACUUUCACUACUUUAGACAAAGUGGAGUAGAAGAAGUGUUAAAUGCCCAGAAGAUAAACCAAGAGAUGUGGUAUCUUCAUGAUGGCAAGUUCUAUUUGUUCUGGAAUAACCACAGUGACUGCAGAACUGCUUAUAAGUUUUGCCUGAAGCGGCGCGCCAAGCUUGCCACUGUGACAGCAGACAACAGGGAAUGGCUGCAAUCACAAAUCAAUGGAAAACACAUGCUAGUGCAAAUGAGCCAAUCACAAAGUUCGGGAGAUGGUUUCUUGGAUUAUGACAUCAGUGGAAAGCACCUGCUGGUGAAAAGGGAUGACAUGGAUUACAAUGAUACGUUUGUGGUGGUAUUCGAGCCCAGCUGUACAACGUUUGGUGAGUCGUCUGAUCUCAGUGAGCUGGCAGAGGGAUGGGUGUGUGCUUCUGACCAAAAGUACCUGCUCCAGGUUCACUCCGUUCACUUAGGUUUGCAAUCUUCUACAGUUGGGACCCAGAACAAAACUCUUAACCUUCUCAGCUCUGUGGGUGCAGCAUCGACCCCAGCUUCCUAAAAAGCUACAGAACAAGCAACUCAUUGUGUUAAUGUUUGUGCGAUAAAUGUUUAGUAAACUUUGUAGACAGUUAUAGACAGUUAUAAACAUAGACUAAACAUCUUUGUUUCUUUUAACAGACUCCCUCUAAAACAUCUCUGUUUCUUUUAACUUUACUUCAUUUGCUGCAUCUUGCAUUUUUUUCGUAUUAUUAAAUUUAAGAUUGGAAAAAGUGAUGUUGAUGAUGAUGAUGAUCAUGAUGAUGAUGGAACAACUGUUUAUAGCGACUAUAAAUAUUUUUUUUAAGUAUGACUUCAUUUCUUUAAUAAAUUCAACUUGCAUGUC